GGGGGAGGUGGCUGUGUCUCCAUGGCGACCCGAGACGCUCUGGGGGUGGUGAACAGGCGGCUCGAGGCUGCCAGGCAGCUGCUAGGGGGAACAAAACGCCCCGGAGGAGGAACCUGACUGGAACUUUGAAAAAAUGAGUGAUGCUGGUGAAGAAAGUUCCAGUUCCAGUGACUCAGAAACAGAGAAAAAGGAGCCUAUUUAUGCCAUACCUCCAUCAAUUAAUAUCCAAGAUGAGGGAUCCAUUGAUGUAACUGCAAGUCCUGCAUUUCAGUAUCUAGAUGAGUUAUUUUCUGCUGGAAAGCUCCCAGGCACCAGAGUUGCUGCGCUGAAGGCGAAGUACACCGCUCUGCAUGAGACUGUGAUAAGUUUACAGGAGUCAGAGAUCCAGCUGUUGCAGGAGGCGAAACAUUUCACUGUAGAAAUAGAACAGCAGAAACAGGCACUGGAAAAAGCUGAUCAGUUCCCAGAAGGAUUUACCAGUGAAGUCUCCAGGAUGAGACAGCAACUUCUUAAAUAUCAGAAUGAAUAUACUGCUAUUAAAGAAAGAGAGUAUGAACUUCAGUACAGGUUGAACAGUUUACAAGAAGACAAAAGACUCCUGCAACGGGAAUAUGAGAGAAUCCCCAAGCAAGGUGAGACAGAAAAGAAAACAAAAGUGUUGAAAGAAAACUGUGAAGAGCUCCGUAAAGAAACAAUGCAAAGGAGAAUGGAAAUUAAAGCAUUGAAGGAAGAUGUGACAUCCAAGCAAAGACUGAUGUUAAGAGAACAGAAAGAAGUAGAGGAACUUCUUGAGCAGCAGGAUGAGUUAAAAGAUGAGCUAGUCCGCCUCCAUGCUAUUCCUCUCCAGCUUGGAAAAGAUAUGGACAAGAUAAAACGCAAAACACUAGCUAUAGAGAAGAAGAAAAAAAUUCUCGUUGACCAUGUUCAGGAGUUAAAUAAUGCCCUUAAAAAAAUGGAAAAAAAGAGUGAAGAAGUAUUGGAAGAAAAGGAAGAUGUAAUGAAGGAAUUGGAUGGAAAACGAGCUUUGCUUGAAAGCAAAGAGCGAGAAUUCAACCAUUUGACAAAGUUACUAGAAAUGAGCAAAGAGAAUGAAGCAACAGCCCUGGCAGACAGGGCUGGUCUGGAAAUUGGUUUACGUAACUGUCUCUUGGAGAAGCAAAAGCAGCAUGAUAAUCUGGUUUUUAAACAAAGAGAGAAAGAUAGAGAUUUGAGAAAUUUAAAAAAGAUGGAGAUGCAACUGAAAAUCGCUUAUGAUUCCUUGGAGCAAAUUAAAUUACUGCAUGAGAGGCUCACAUUAGAGGUAGAUGCUAUCCCUAAAGAUGAUGGGACAUUGGUGGAAAGAAGAAGAGAACUUCAAAAAGAAGUUGAAAUGAAUAAGAGAAAUCUGGCCCAGGAGAAAAUGACAACAGAUGUUGAGGCCCAUAUGUUAGAACAAUGUAUUGCUGAAGAAGAUCAGCUUUUUAAGGAGCAGGAACGCUGCAGAGAUGAGUUAGCCCGUCUUGCACGCCUGACUCAGGUCAAAGCUGAUGAGAGGGAACAGAAAUCUAAGGACUCCUUAAAAGCACAGAUCCUGACCUAUCAAAAAUGUUCAAUGCUAUUUAUGUUUCAGAUAAGGCUCCACAACAUUAUUAAAGAGAUAAAAACAAAGGAACUUGAAAUAAGGGAAUAUAAGAAGAAGAAGAAAGCAAUCCAAAGGCAACUCAAAGGAUUUGCUAAAAUGUAUGACCUUAUUCGAAAUGAGAGAAACAAAUGUGUAAACCUGGUGCAGACUGCUCGCCAGAAAACAACUGAAAUUAAAGAGAGAGCAAAAAUGCUAGAGAAUGAGAUGGAAAUUUUAAGGAGCAAUGUUAUAAUUAAAGAAAGAAAACUGCAGAAAAACCUUCUGAAGCAUUCAAAUAAUAUUGCAAUCAAAGACAGCAUCCAAAGUGAUGUCUGCAAAAUUACUGCAACUCUGCAAGAGAUGAAGGAAAAAAGAGAGCAACAGUUACUGGAUGUUGACAGACUCACCAAUAUGCUCACCCACAUUGAAGAGGAAAUGGUGCAGCUACGCAAAAAAUAUGAAAGGGCUGUUCUGCGUCGAAAUGAGAGUGGUGUUUUGCUCAUAGAGCGAGAGGAAGAAGUAUGUAUUUUCUAUGAAAAAAUAAACAUUCAGGAGAUGAUGAGUAGAAAUGGUGAUAUUGAGAUGCAAGUCAUGGAUGAAAAGAUCAGAUUUCUGAAGCUGAAGCUAGCUGAGAAAAAGAGACAGAUUGAGUUGUCCCUGAAAAUGCUGCCCAUGAAGAAUGCCUUGGAUGCAGAUCUGGUGGUACUUCAAAUUCAGUAUUCUCAGUGCAAGGACAGAAUUAAAAGUCUGGAGAAACACUUUUCUGAUCCUGAGGGGAAGAACAGAAAGCGAACCCUGGAAGGAAAGGACCCAUCACUACCUGAACUGUUCAAAAAGAUUGAAGAGUUAGAAAUACAGCUGGUACAAAAGGAGGAGAAAUUGUUGGAGAAGGACUUUAUUUAUGAGCAAGUUUCACGGCUAACAGAUAGACUUUGUACCAAGACAGAGAAUGGGAAGAAAGACACGCUGAUAUUAGCAAAACGGAUGAAUGAACUACAGCAGAAAAUAAAAGAUAAAACCAAAAAGAUGAUGGCUCUCAUUGCAGAGUUAUCCAUGAAGCAAGCAAUUACCAUUAAACUGCAACAGGAAAUGAGGGAUAAAGAACAAUUUUUGCUGACUGUCUCAUCAAGGAUAGAAAAAGGUCUCCCUCCUCCUAAAGAAACAGAGAUUGAGUGGAUGAAGGUAUUGCGCAAUGAGGAGAUGCAUAAAGCUGCAGCUGAAGCUAGAGAGAAGCGUACUGCAGAAGAGGAAGAGUAUGCAUCGCCAAAUAGUGUCUAUACAACAGCAGAGCAGCGCCCCAAUGCAUACAUCCCAGAUGAUGAAAAUGUUCUCCCUUUGCCACGUCCCUAUGGUGCUUUGGCUCCUUUCAAACCAACUGAACCUGGUUCAAAUAUGAGACACAUAAGAAAACCUAUUGUUAAGCCAAUUGAAAUCUGAACAAGUGAUCCUGUUCUACCUAAACCAUAAGUCUAGUAGUAGCAAUUGAAUACGCAAAGCCAACAGCUCUUAAUAUUGUAAAUGUUUUUAAAUGUUUGCUAGCAGUUUGCCAAAAUAUUCACACUGUAAACAAAAUAUUUUUGAAGUAGACAGUAUAGCCAAAU
Messenger RNA from Caretta caretta (loggerhead turtle), 3201 nucleotides. It is a transcript of the gene CCDC146, whose product is annotated as coiled-coil domain containing 146. Gene Ontology annotation, cellular component: cytoskeleton. The record is from RefSeq and is a predicted model, not a curated record. Lineage: Eukaryota; Metazoa; Chordata; Testudines; Cheloniidae.